Molecule: messenger RNA, 1091 nt
Organism: Blepharisma stoltei
Lineage: Eukaryota; Ciliophora; Heterotrichea; Heterotrichida; Blepharismidae
Source: the annotation of a GenBank genome assembly
AUGCCUAAAAAAUUCGGUAUCAAUACUAAAAGUGAAGAAGCCCGUGAAAAGAAAAAGCAGGCGAAAACAGAAAAAAGACUGGCUGAAGAAGAGCGCAAAGAAAGCAUAAAAUGGGCCGACGAUGAUGCAUCUAGAAAAGCUAAAGAGGAAAGGAAAAGAGAAAAAGAAGAAAAAAAGCAGAAGGAGUUAGAAAGAAAGCAGGAAAACAGAAAACUAGCUGACGAAGAGCUAGAAACUUUAGAAGCAGCCAAAAGGAAAAAAGAGCCUCCUAACUCCCCCCCCCCCCCUCCGUGAGCGAACAAAAAAAUUUUGUUCGCUCACGGAGGGGGGGGUUAAUUUUUUUUUUUUAAAAAAAAAUUUAUAUAUAAAUUUUAUAAAAAAUAUUUUUUUCGAAAUUUAAAAAAAUCCUAAUUUGCAAAAAUUGGGAAGCAAAUAUUAAUUUAAUUUGCAAAAUUUUAUGUUUUAAAACGCAAUUUGUUUAAAAUUAAAACAGAAUUAGCUCUAGAUUUCAUUAUACUAAUUAUCACUUAUAUAUCAAAAUUUUUUUCCAUUAAAAUUUUUUCUAUUAAAAAAAUUUUUGUUCACUCACGGAGGGUGGGUUUUUGGUCAAAAAAUGGCGAUUUUUCUAAUGGUUUUGUUCGCUCACGGAGGGGGGGGGGAGUAAGAAAAUGACCCAAGCACAGAUCGCAGAAAUGCAGAGACAGUCACUUUUGGCAAGCUUAAGAUCCCAGGUGACAGAAGAACAAAAAGCUAUAGAAGAACAAAAAUUCGAAGAAGACAUAAACCCAAAUCACAUUAGAAGAGAAGAAAUCGAAAAACUCGCAGAAAGAGGAGUUGAUAGCUUAGACAUAAGAGAACUGGACGACGCCUUAAACGCACUUGACGACAAAGUUAUGAAACACCCUGAAAAGAAAGCUAAAAAGGCUUGGGAUGACUAUGUAGAAGCAAGACUACCUGACAUGAAAAAAGAGUACCCUACCUUGAAAAGGUCUCAGCUGUUAAAUAUACUGCAUAAGGAAUGGGAAAAAGCUCCAGAAAAUCCUUUCAAUCAGCGCCACGUAGACUAUAAUGUUAAAAUAAGCCAAACAUAG